Molecule: messenger RNA, 1572 nt
Organism: Aspergillus puulaauensis
Lineage: Eukaryota; Fungi; Ascomycota; Eurotiomycetes; Eurotiales; Aspergillaceae
Exons: 1
Coding region: 1-1572 (523 amino acids)
Source: RefSeq, a predicted model, not a curated record
AUGGUCCACCUCCAAUCCCUCCCCACGGAGCUUCUGGACCGCAUUCUCUCGUUCCUUGCUGACUCCUCCGGCGAACCCCCCGGCAAGGAACACCACUGCUGCGCCACUGCCGACUUGUACAAUGCCUGCCUGGUCUCGCAGAAAUUUCGCAAUCUCACCCAGCCGGUCUUGUUCCGCAAUUUCAAUGCCGACGAUACCGAAGACCCCUUGAAUCUCCUGAUCCGGUUCACCAAGUGCGUCUAUCUGCGCCCCGAGCUUGGAGGACACCUUAAGACCCUCAGCAUUGCUGCAUUGGAUAAUGGGGACUUUUACGGAGAGCCCGAGCUCGCCGACAACAUAACCGGCCCCCAGGUCGAUCCUGAGGAUCUGAAGUUCGUUCAGAAAUCAAUACGAGAUCUGCGCUUGGGUGAUUUGGAGAAACAAUGGUUGAAGGCACUGGAGAAUUGGCAAUUCUCACCGGUUGUUGCACUGCUCGCUCACAAGACCCCCGACCUGCGUGCGCUUCGUAUGCCUCAUGACCCUGUGAUCCGCGACGCACUCACUUCCCUUUGCAGACGGGAUGAGAAAUUCCUGCCCAAUCUGGAUAGGCUGUGGAUGAUCUGCUACGAACCGCUGGAAACUGGAUACGACAUCGGCUCGUAUAACGACGUUCUCAGCCUUCGUAAAAUAACCUCACCGACUUUCGAGUUCGCCGACCUGCCAGGCAAGACAUUCCCUGCCAGCUGGAAAUCGGGCACCUUGGCGUUCGAAGAGCUGGCCUUCAACCAUUGCCGCAUUGACGCCUCUGGGAUCAACAAACUCAUGCAGGCGUGCAAGAGGGUCAAGUCUUUCGUUUACCAGAACUUUGCUCUCACCCCAGACGAAGCCCGAGAUGAAGCCCUGGAGCUUCCGGAAUUCACUGCCGCUGAGGUCCAUGCUGCCGUACUUCCUCACAAGGACUCCCUCGAGCACUUCCACCUCGAAUAUCUCCGUGAACCUUGGGAAAUUUCUACUCCCGAUGCAUACCGCAAAUAUUGCGAACGCUGCGUGAAGCUUCCCUCGUUCCAGGACUUCCCCGUUCUCGAAACCAUAAUCGUCCAGCACGCCCUGCUUGCGGACUUCCCGCGGUUCCCGCCAUCGUUGCAACGACUGGAUAUCACCGACUGCAACUCGUCGAUCCGAGACAUGGUCACUGACAUCGCUAGCGACUGUAAGCGUGGCAAAUACCCUCGCCUGACCGAGUUCAAGGUGUUGACCACCGACAUCACAAAACCAAUCAAACUGCCCGGCCAGCUUGUCCCGCCUGGGAAGACACCAGAGCAAUGCUUCCGCAGCCUUCGGGAUUUGUUCAAGGGAACACCGGUGGACUUCCAGAUCCUGCCGUACGAUGUACCACCCAUGCUUGGCGAUGGCUACGACGACGAAGACGACGAGGACGACCCUGACGGUCCAUUUGCACUGCAGGACCCGCCCAAUGGCGCGCAGCUGCUGUCCCAGCUGAUGAUGGUGGCGGCGAACAGUCCACAGCUCGCCGCCCUGAUGGCGGACAUGGCGAACAACGAGUGGCAAACAGAGAGCGAGGAUAGUGACUGA